This is a messenger RNA of Alternaria ventricosa, 915 nucleotides long. RefSeq lists its product as uncharacterized. Lineage: Eukaryota; Fungi; Ascomycota; Dothideomycetes; Pleosporales; Pleosporaceae. The record is from RefSeq and is a predicted model, not a curated record. The coding region runs from base 1 to 915 and encodes 304 amino acids. The transcript has a single exon.
AUGCCCGAGCUAUUCAGUUCAAUGCCUUCCAAUCCACAGAUCCACGUGCAGUAUCUGGCCCCAGGACAUGAACUCAUCACUCCAGAACAAUUCCACGCAUCAAAUCCAGAGAAUCUCGGGGGUAAUCUAGCGAAAAUGUCACCAACGAUGGUAGUGAAAUGGGGGAACCAUGCUUCUCUUAUCGAAGCUAAAAACAUGCUGUAUGUGGCUGGAAGGACAUCAAUUCCCGUCCCAAAACUAUAUGCAGCAUACGCAUACGGGCCGUUGGACCGAGACCUCGGAGACUAUGGGAGUGUCUAUGAUGUAUAUAUCUUCAUGGAGUUCAUCGAAGGCGAAGAUCUAAGAAAGUCAUGGGGCAAGUACAGCGCUGCUGAGAAGCAAACAAUCUUGAUGGAUCUCAAGAAGCACAUGAUUGAGCUUCGCUCUCUUCCCCCAGCCAACUAUAUUGGAUCAGUGGACGAAGGACCAGUCACUGAUCUGAUGUUAGAAUGGUCAACAUCUGCCCGAGGUCUGUCAUUGCACGCAUACGCGAGAACGGAUGGCGAAUUUCUGACCAGAUACCUAGGUCCGUUCAAAAGUAUAGAGGACUUCAAUGCUAAAAUCGUAGAGACCUUCGUUGCCAGAUCCAAGGCCCAGGCCGGCCCGUACAUCCGUGGUAUGUUAAAUACACACAAACAUGGAAUUGUCUUUACUCAUGGAGAUCUCAGACCCGACAACAUCAUCGUCAAAGAUGGUCGCGUAGCAGCGAUCAUUGACUGGGAGCUAUCAGGGUGGUACCCGGAAUACUGGGAGUUCGCCAAGGCAUUUUAUAUCGAAGCCUUUGCUGAUGACUGGGGUUCACAUCUACUUGGGGUCCUCACACCUUAUUAUUGUGAGCAGUUGAUCCAUGCCAGAUUGAUGGAAGUAUUGUGGUAG